Messenger RNA from Caenorhabditis angaria, 6139 nucleotides. The record is from the annotation of a GenBank genome assembly. Lineage: Eukaryota; Metazoa; Nematoda; Chromadorea; Rhabditida; Rhabditidae.
AUGCGACAAUUAAUUUAUGUACUCCUGCUAGCAGGUGAGUUUUUUUAUUUGAAUAUUUAUUUUUGAUAGAUUUUUACAAACUUCCACUGAAGUGUACUGUAGUUUCAGAAUCCUUAGAAAUUCUAAGAAACAUGUUUCUAAUAGGCAGAUUUCUGUGUAGUUGUUUUUCUGAAGUCUCGAUGAAUAAGUUAAGUUCUCGGAAAAAUUCAAAAUCUGACAAACUUUCAAAAAAGUCGAAUAAAUAUUCAUCAAUCAGACUUGAAAAUAAUCAGAUUUUCAAUUUUCGAAAGAAAAACUCUGAGUCCAAGAACUUCUAAAAAGUAAAAUUUCUGAAGUUCCAAGAGCUUACUGGAGGAUUUUAGAAAAUAUAAUCACAAUUUUUUGCUGCAAAUUAGUUAAAAUUAUAGUCUUUGAUGAGGAAAUUUCCAAAAAAAUUCAAAUCAAACAAAAGUUCACAAUGUCCAUAUUUGCUCAAUGCCAAAAUUUUUGUUUAAAAAUCUUCUCACGAAACCGUUCUCUCUAUUAUGAUUUCUCUGCUGAACUGCUUGAUUUUUUGGUAUUUUGUAGUUCAUCUCCAAAAAAAACAAAAAAAAACCACCAACAAACCAGCCAAAAAAAUCGUGAUAGUUUCAAUUACAAUUCAAGUACACAAUUUAUUCAAUGUUUAUACAACCACACACACAAUAUUUGAUCUCCGACUCGAGUGACCGCAGUGCAGAAGACUUCAAAGUCAAAUAGAGAGUUCGUCUAAUUCUUCGGCGCGAUUGAAAAAUAGUUCAAUGAAUAAUGGCUUAUAUUUGAUUUAAUCGUGACCAUUUUAUAUGAGUUUUGGAGAAGGGAAAAUGUUUGUGUACUUAUUUAUUAUUAGGUCUAUUUUUGGAAUAGUUUCUAUAGAGCAACAAAACCAAAAAGGGAAUGAAAUAAAAUACAAAUUACAGGAGUUAUAUCCUCGGAAAAGACAACAAUUUGUCGAAUAGGAGAUGGUUGUGAUGGAUCAUUAUGUAGGAUACCAGAACAAGGAGAUAAAUGUGAAGAAGAAACAACAAUUGACAGUUUAUAUUGUGAUCAAGCAACAAAGUGAGUUGGAACACAUACCAAACUUCUUGAACCUAUCUCAUGUUCACGGGUUUUGUCGAAUCUAAACUUCAAUUUCCAGCAAAACUGAUAUGCACGAAAAUGCCUUCAUUGUUUGCAAUUUGGUGAAAAAAGAGCUUGAACGAAAAUUGUGCGCAAAAAAUCAAUUCUUCAUUGAUGGAAAAUGUCGAUCUGGCAAUGUUCGCUAUAAGCGACAAGGUGUUGCUGGAUCGGGAAGAGUUGGAGAUUUUUGCAGUUUCAACACUGAUUGUUUGACAGUAAGAACAUCUAUAUUAGUUUCGAAUUAAUAUAUUUCAUUUUUUUUCAGGGAAUGUUCUGUUCAACUGGUGCUUGCACAUGUCUUUCCAACUUUGUCGCAAUUCAAGGAUAUUGUUAUCUCAAGAAAAAUCCAGGAGAGUCUGGUUGUCAAUACGCAGAACAAUGUUCAGCAGUUUGGCCAGAAUCAAGAUGUGAAAAAUCGCGUUGUGAAUGUCCAGAAGAUGUAAAUGGAAUCCCAUAUGUUCAAGCUAAAAGUAGAGAUGGAGUUGUAUGUGUUUUGCAUUCUGGAGAAGACGGAGAUCCAGUUCCAAAAUGUCCAUUACCAGAAUAUGACGAUGAUCUUUUAACAAUGCCAGUUUCGCAACUCAGAAAUCCUCAUAUGACAGAUCCAGAUGAUGCUGAUAUUCAAAUGGGUGAACACAUCAAUCCACUUCAAUUCUGCUCUUCACAAUCAACUGAUUAUACAACAUUCUCAGCUAAUGGUGGAGGUGCUUGUGCUUAUGCAACAGAUGCAAAUAAUGCUGGAGAUGGCGAAGGAAUUUAUAUCGCAGAUGUUUAUGAUUGUGUCACUUCAACAACAUCAAUGGCAAAUGUGAAAACAGCAAUGGAAGGUGUUUAUGAUAUUCAUCCAUCAUCUGAUGGUAUUUGUUGUCCAAAUCGUGCAUUCACUUGUAUUCAACCGAAACGUGAAGCUGAUAGUGGAAGUGCUGCACCAGCUGGUGUCAGACCAAGAUGGUGGUAUAAUGCAGUUACUGGAACUUGUGAACAAUUUAUGUGGGAUCCAUGGGAUGAGACCGAAAUGCAAUCACCAAACAACUUCAAGACAAGAGAACAUUGCGAAUCAUACUGUAGAGAUAGUAAGUUUCAAAAAACGAAACCUGAUGAUUCAUAAACAAAAAUAAUUUUCAGCAUGUAAACGUGGUUCUCCACAAUAUUUGACUGGUUCGAGUCAAAACGAAGACGAACCUGUCAACAAUUGUCAAACAGCCUCAUCUUGUACAAGCAACUUCGAAUGCACAUCAAUCGGAAGUAUGCAAUUGUGUUGUCCAACAGUCGCCAGUAUCUGCAGUAACACCGGUGGCCGACCAGUUGAUCUAUUGAGAUCAACCAAUUUCGAUCCAGGAGUUUUGAUGAAACGCAGUUUCUCGAUGACAUUCUCCACAUCAAGUCGGUAUUAUUAUGAUGCUGAACAAGGCAGAUGCAUCGCUUUCACUUAUAAUGGUGCUCUUGGUAACUUCAACAAUUUCAAAUCGUCAGCUGAUUGUGAAUUGUUCUGUGCCAAACUUCAAUGCAAAUAUGGAACUCCACUUAAAAUCGGAGCCAGUAAUCAACGAUGCUCAGCAAAUGCUGAUUGUCCAAGUACUCACGAAUGUCAAAGUGAUCACAAUGUUUGCUGUCCAAGACCACGUAAGUUUCCUAUCUAGGGUCGCAAAAACCAACUAAAUUAAUUUUCAGAAGCCAUUUGCUCGCAGCCACUUCGCUUGGGAGAUUGUAAACAAUCAGUUAGACGUUAUUGGUAUAAUGCUGUUACUCGUGCUUGUGAAAUCUUUGAUUACACGGGAUGCCAAGGAAAUGACAAUAACUUCGAAACCCUUCUCGAAUGUCAAAACACAUGUGAAAAUAUCAUUCGUAAGUUUUCAUUGAUGAAUCAAAAAUGAACAAAAAAUAUUUUCAGCUGAACCACAAUGUCCACAAGGAGACGCUUACAAAGACUAUCAAGGAAACUAUUACGUGUGUUCAAACUCUGGAGCUGGAAAUUCGUGUCCAGUAAACUAUGAGUGCUACUUUGACGGAUAUGUUUGGGGAUGUUGUCCAACAAAAGCCUAUACUUGCACACUUUCACCACACAAAGGUGUCACCUGUGGAUCCGGUUCAUCAUAUCGUUAUUUCUACAAUUCACAAACUCAAGAAUGCGAAUCCUUCCAAUAUAAUGGAUGUGACGGAAAUUCAAACAAUUUCGCUACUCGUGACGAUUGUGAAGGUUAUUGUGGAGUUGGUGGAUGUCCAAAUGGUGGAACACCGGAACGUAAUGAAUUCGGUCAAUUGAUGGUGUGCUCAGCUAGUCAAGUCUGUCCAGGAACUCAUGAAUGCACAUCUGUGAAUUCUGGAAGCAGUGUUGUUAAUCGAUGCUGUCCAACACGUGCCUACAUUUGCUCUUUGCCUCCACAACAAGGAUCAUCUUGCUCUUCAUCGGCUGCUGCUCGCUUCUAUUUCAAUAUUGUUACCAAAGAAUGCACACAAUUCACCUACAAUGGUUGUUCUGGAAACUUGAACAACUUUGCUACAAUGGAACAAUGUAACAAUUUCUGUUUAUCAGCUGCUUGUACACCAGGAGAUGUUGCCUAUGUUAAUCCAAACACAAAUAUGCCAUAUGAAUGUAAUGCUGCUUUGUCGAACAGUUGUCCAAGCAAUUUCGCAUGUACUUAUGAUCAAUUAUCGUCAAAUUCUGUUUGUUGCGGAGCCACAAAUAUGGGUAAGAACAUCUAGACAUCAACAUAUCGCUCAUAUCAAAUUUUAAUAUUUUUCAGAUGUUUGCCCAGAAGGUGAAAAAGCCUACGUGAAUGCAGUUGAUAUGGGUGUUCGUGAGUGUCUUAUCAAUGUUGAAGGAUCUUGCCCAUCAAACUAUCUCUGCCGUUUCAACGCACAAAAGAACCGCUAUUAUUGUUGUGCCUCAAUAACUGGAGAUUUGUGUCCAGCUGGAAAAGCACUCUAUCGUGAACCAUCUUCAAAGGCUCCAAUUCGUUGUACAAUUAGUAGCAACAACAAUCAAUGUCCAAAUGGUUUCACAUGUCAAUCCGAUGUUCCAGGAGCAUUCCAAGGAUAUUGUUGCUCGGGAAAUCAUUUGUGUCCAAACAAGGCUGAAUUCUAUCUCGAGGAAUCAUCGCAAAUGCCAAGAUCUUGUACAGUUGGUGCAUUUAUUACUUGUCCAAACGGUUAUAGCUGUCAAUCAACUGCUCAUGAAUUCACAACUGGUUAUUGUUGUAAAGGAGAAGUCGCAAGUGUUUCAGAUGGUUGUCCACCAAAUGAAUAUGUUUUCAUGAAAGACAAUCAAAUCGCACCUUGCGAUCCAUUCAAUCCACCAAAUGCGCCAUGUCCAACCGGAUAUUCUUGUCAAUGGUCAUUGGCUAAUCAAAGAUAUCAAUGUUGUGGAGCAACACCAAUCACAACUCCAAAAUCAAUCGCUGCUCUCGGAUGUCCAAACAAUCAAGUUGCAUACAGAGAAGUGGCCACAAAUACACCAAGAAUCUGUACAGCUGCCUCACAAAAUUGUCCAACUGGAUAUUUCUGUCAAUUCUCAACAACAAACAAUCAAUUCCAAUGUUGUGGAAUGUCAGGAGGUUGUCCAAAUGAUUCAGUGGCAUUUAUUGGAAUUACUGGAGAACCACAAUCUUGUGCAAUUGGACAAUCAACUUGUCCAUCAGGAUAUUCUUGUCAAAGAAGCAUUUCUGGAUCACAACUUUGUUGUACAACAAAUGAAGAACCAAUCAAGAAAACUGAAUGCAAUGCUAAACAAGUUGCUGUCGAAGGAUCUUGUUUAGACAAAAAAUCACUCGGUGAACAAUGUUCUAAUCAAGUUCAAUGUCCAUCUGGAGCUGUUUGCCGUGAUACCGUAUGCUCUUGUCCAGAAGGACAUCACGAACUUAACGGUGUUUGUAUGGCUGAUUGUGGAGUUAAUGAGAUUGAAGUCGGUGGAAAAUGUAUGUUGAAAGCACUUAUUGGUGAAGCUUGUGAAGCCGAUGAACAAUGUCAAGGUGGAUCGAAUUGUUUGGACACAACAUGUACUUGUCCAGAUGGAGAAGAAGCUGUUGAGGAUGUUUGUAUGAAGAAAAUGUCGCGACCAAUGUCGACGUGUCCGAUUCCGGGACAAAUUCCAUUCUUGGAAUUGAGAACAAAGAAUGCUCGAUUCUGUAAUCCAUCAAAACCAAAUUGUCCAAGAGGAUACAGUUGUCAAUUCUCGCAAACAGCACAACAAAAUAUUUGUUGCGGUGGUGGAAAAGCAUCGGCUAUUGUUGGUGAUAAGAAAUCUACUAAAGGAAAGACAACAUUCAGUUCGAAACCAACAGAAAAAGAGGUGAGUGGAAAGCAUAGAAUUCAUUUUUUAAAUAUUAGAGCAUUAUUCAUUUUUUAAAUAUAUCUUGAUACCAUUUUCAAAACCCCUAUUUUGUAGACUUCGGAAAUCGAAGAAGCCAACAAUGUUUGUGACCGUGGAGCAGCUUAUGUUGUAAACGGAACUCCAAAACAAUGUACAUCAUCGCCUUGUCCAAGUGGAUAUAAAUGCACAUUCUCCAAAAAGAGCAAAAACUAUUAUUGUUGCUCAAAUAAACCAUUGAGCAUUUCACCAAGUGGAUCAAACAAUCAUGGAUGUUCAACUGGAACCGCCCUUCUUUUCCCAUCAACUGGAACUCCAGUUCAAUGCUCAAAUUCUGGCUCGAAUAGUUGUCCAUCAGGAUAUAAAUGUUUGAAGAGCACAUUAUCGAAUCGAUUCCAAUGUUGUUCAGAAUCAACAACAACAAAAGAAGAGACAAAUGAAGAAAGUGGAGAGGAGAAAGUAGCAACUGUGAAACCAAAUCGUGGAAGACCAGUUGGAGGAAAGAAUACAGCAACAGCAAAUAAUAAGAAGGAAUCAAUUGGACCAUGUAAAAAUGGACAAGUUCAAGUGCUUCGAAUUGUUGGUGAAAGAAUUGUGAAGAAAUGCGAGGAGAAAUGUCCACCACAUCAAGUUGCGGUUCGCGGAAUUUGUCGCGAUAAAUAUUUGGCUGAUGCUCCGCUCAACAACGAAAUUUAA